AUGGCGUCAGAUGAAAGUAUGACCAUCCGCUCUUGCAUCUCCAUGCAGGAAGACGAGUAUGACGAUGAUACGACGGAUGAUGGAUAUGAUCACCAUCCCCAUCUCCACAACUUGUCCAGGCUGUCUAUGUGUACUAGUAGGAGUUCCACCUAUGGUGCUCCUGAUCUGGAUGAAAUUGAUGAUGAUGUUGAUGAUAACUACUUCUACCAAGGCCUACAUCAAGAUCAAGAUCAUGAUGCCCAAGAACAGACUGGCAUGAGUAUGUACAUGUCACUCUUGUCCAUGGAAAGCUUUGACGGGGAUGUAGACGACGAAGAAACAUUAUCAUCCAAUGAUAAACGAACCAAACAAGUACUACUGGAAGCUGGGCUGUCAUCCGACUCCGACAAGGAACCCGGCUGCUGUUACUCGCUUCCGGCGACACCCCGAAGACCAAGGACUCAGGCUAGUGCUCCAGGGGGAAUGCUCCGUUAUAAGCAUCCCAAUCCCAUGUUGGUCAAAGAGUAUGCCAGCGAGAACGAAGCUGAAACGCUGAUGAGCGGCGAUUCCAAGAAGAGGAGCAGGAGGAGAAGUAGGCGGAGAAUCUCAUCAGACAACAAGGAGAACAUGAAUAUGAUGAUGACGAGGAUGGGUAGUAAUCAGCUUGACCAUUGUCAUAGCUUUAGUGGGGAGAGUGAGGGUGGCUCUGGUACAGGGGUGGUGGUGAUAACAAGGCCCAAAGGAGGGAGGAGGUCCCUGUGCAUGGACUUGGAAGAAGUCAAGGCUUGCAGAGAUCUUGGAUUUGAGUUGGAGCACCAGCACAUGCUGCAGGAGAUGCCCUCUCGUCUUUCCCUCUCCACCCCAACUCUCACUCUCGAUACCAACACUACCUGCAGUAGCGGUGGCAACUCCCCCAUCGCUAACUGGCGCAUCUCAAGCCCUGGUGACGACCCACGGGAUGUCAAGGCUCGCCUCAAGGUCUGGGCGCAGGCAGUGGCACUGGCAUCCACAUCAAGACAAGGCAGCGGAGCCGACUAA
Molecule: messenger RNA, 1017 nt
Organism: Prunus armeniaca (apricot)
Lineage: Eukaryota; Viridiplantae; Streptophyta; Magnoliopsida; Rosales; Rosaceae
Source: the annotation of a GenBank genome assembly